AUGUCAAUGUACAAUACAACUUUUAUUCAAAAUCGCAAUGAUACUCUUGGUUUAUCUUCACAAAAUAACUCAUCACUUACUGCCCUUACCCAAAGCAGCAGACUUAAGCAACAUAUGAAAUCAGAGAUGCCAGAGUGUGAAAAUGAUCCAUUAUUAAAGUCGCUAAGUAAAAUCCAAGAAGUAAAUAGAACGUAUGUUAUUUCAGCCUGUAAAAACGUACAAGAUGCACCUGUCACACCUAAGCUGGAAGGCAGGUUGACACUCCAAAGAAGAACUAGAAGAAUUCGAGAACCACCUUUGCUUGAUAGUCAGCUACAGAAAGAAACAACAGGACAACAUAGGUUGCAGUGUUGUAUAAAAACAGACUCUCUGGAAAAGUGUAAGACAAAUAAAAAUGUGCCAGAUGGAGUCUACGAUAAGAUGUCUGCUUUGGAACAGAGUGAUAAAAAUGUAAAGACAGCAAACACUGAUAAACAUUCUUUUGUUAAAUCUGUUUUACCCGUAGUUGAAGAUACAAAACAAAGAAAAACAACUAUUGAUGAAAAGAACAAGGAAAAAUGUUCAACUCUCAGUGCAGAAAAUGGAAACCUUUCACAUGAUAGGUGUUCUGUUUUUCAAGCAGUUGAGUCACAAAGUCAGAGUGAAGUUAGUAGAUUAGGACACUCAACAGUAACGAAGUCUAUGCGGAACAUAUCAGGUAUAAAGAUAAUUGCAACAGGAAACCUAAGUAAUAGAAGUGUUGGAAAGGAAACAAUGAAAAAUUUAAAUAAUAAGUUUGGAAGCAUGGAAAAACCAAGAACACCCAGACAAUGGAUUAUGGAAGAAAACAAAUUUACACCAAAAAGUAGUACUCUGGAGAGAAUCACAGCUUUGUCAGCUCCAAAAAAUAGGACACGCCUUCAAAUUAUGCAAAAACAAAAAAGUACACCUAGUUCUUUUCUUGAAAAUAAAAGGGAAAGAUCACAAGAAAAUACCUUAUUGAGAGAAGAAACUAUAGUUCAGAACACGUAUAGACAAUCAAGUCUUUUGAAGGUAGAGAAUAGUCAAGUGACAGUGGCUGUACGAGUAAGACCCUUCAGCAGCAGAGAAGAAACUGAAAAAGCAUCCCAAGUAGUCUUCAUGAAUGGCCAAGAGACAACUGUGGAACAUCCCGACAUGAAACAAAUUUAUAAUUUUGUCUAUGACUUUUCAUUUUGGUCUUUUGACAAAUGUCAUUCUAACUAUGCAAGCCAGAUGACAGUCUAUGAGACAUUAGCAGUGCCACUCCUGGAAAGAGCCUUUGAAGGAUAUAACACUUGUCUCUUUGCUUAUGGACAGACUGGCUCUGGAAAAUCAUAUACUAUGAUGGGAUUUGGUGAAGAACUGGGGAUAAUUCCCAGAUUUUGUGAAGAUCUUUUUUCUCAAGUAGCCAAAAAAGAAACACAAGAGGUCUCUUAUCACCUUGAAAUGAGUUUCUUUGAAAUCUACAAUGAAAAAAUUCAUGAUCUACUUGUUUGUAAAGCUGAAAAUGGACAGAAGAAGCAACCUCUCAGAGUAAGAGAGCACCCAGUUUCCGGACCCUAUGUAGAAGCUCUGUCAGCGAAUGUUGUGAGUUCUUACUCUGAUGUCCAGAGCUGGCUUGAAUUGGGAAAUAAGCAAAGAGCAACUGCUGCUACUGGCAUGAAUGACAAAAGUUCCCGUUCACAUUCGGUUUUUACUUUGGUGAUGACCCAAACAAAGACAGAAUUUGUGGAAGAAGAGGAACAUGAUCACAGGAUCAUUAGUCGCAUAAAUCUAAUCGAUCUGGCAGGCAGUGAGCGCUGCUCAGCAAUUCAGACUAGUGGGGAGCGGCUAAAGGAAGGUGUGAGUAUUAACAAGUCACUCUUGACUUUGGGAAAGGUUAUUUCUGCUCUCUCUGAGCAAGCAAACCGAAAAAGAGUUUUUAUUCCUUAUCGUGAAUCUGUUCUUACAUGGUUGUUAAAAGAAAGCUUAGGUGGAAAUUCAAAAACUGCAAUGAUUGCUACAAUUAGCCCUGCUGCUAGUAACAUAGAAGAAACAUUAAGCACACUUCGGUAUGCUAAACAAGCCCGUCUGAUAAUCAACAUUGCCAAAGUAAAUGAAGAUGUGAAUGCCAAGUUAAUUAGAGAACUAAAAGCAGAAAUUGAAAAGCUGAAAGCCACUCAACGAAACACUCGGAAUAUUGACCCUGAACGAUACAGACGCUGUCAGCAAGAAAUAACUUCCUUAAGAAUGAAACUUCAUCAGCAAGAAAAGGAUAUAGCAGAAAUGCAAAGGGCAUGGAGGGAAAAACUUGAACAAGCAGAAAAAAGAAAGCUUCAAGAAACGAAGGAAUUGCAGAAAGCAGGAAUUACAUUCAAAAUGGAUAACCGUUUACCAAACCUUGUCAAUCUCAAUGAAGAUCCACAACUAUCAGAGAUGCUACUCUAUAUGAUAAAAGAAGGAAAGACUACUGUUGGAAAGUACAAACCAAACUCAGGUCAUGAUAUUCAGUUAUCAGGGGUGCUAAUUGCUGAUGAUCACUGUAUUAUUGAAAAUUUUGAUGGAACAGUUAGUAUUAUUCCACUAGGAGAUGCAAAAACAUAUGUAAAUGGAAAACAUAUUUCAGAAUCCACAAUUCUUCAUCAUGGUGAUCGGGUCAUUCUUGGUGGAGAUCAUUAUUUUAGAUUUAAUCAUCCAGUAGAAGUACAGAAAGGAAAAAUAUCACUUUGUGGGUCUGUUCUUUCAAAUGAUGGUCCAAAAGACUUUGAGUUUGCAAAAAAUGAAUUGCUUAUGGCUCAGAGAUCACAACUUGAAGCAGAAAUAGAAGAGGCACGGUUAAAAGCUAAGGAAGAAAUGAUGCAAGGAAUCCAGAUUGCAAAAGAAAUGGCUCAGCAAGAGUUGUCUUCUCAAAGAGCUGCCUAUGAAAGUAAAAUAAAAGCCCUGGAAACAGAACUGAAAGAAGAAUCUGAGAGGAAGAAAAUGCAAGAAAUAAAUAAUCAGAAGGCUAAUGACAAAAUACAGGAAUUAGAAAAAGCAAAACAGCAUCUUGAACAGAAAGUCCAUGUUAAUAAGAAGCGAUUAGAAAUGGAGACUUUGGCUACAAAACAGGCCUUAGAAGAUCACACUGUUCGGCAUGCAAAGAUUCUUGAAGCUUUGGAGGCUGAGAAGCAGAAAAUUGUUAAAGAAGUACAGAUUCUACAACAGAAUCUGAAUAACAAGGAUAAAAUGUUAACAAUUCAGCCUAAUUGGAAUUUCAUGAAGCUCUCAAUGAUGAUCCAAGAAGCCAACACCAUUAGCAACAAAUUAAGAAAGUGUUAUGUUUUUUGUAGGCAUGAUAUAUCAAGCCAAAGAAAUAGUACUGCGCCUUCUGUUCAGGUCCAGGUUCGUAACAUUAAACUGGGAAUCUCAACUUUCUGGAGCCUGGAAAAGUUUGAAUCUAAACUUGCAGCAAUGAAAGAACUUUAUGAGAGUAAUAGUAGUAUUAAUGGUGAAGAUAUCUUUUAUGAUCCAGAAGAUGAAUGGGAACCUGAUUUAGCAAAUACAACAAUCUCUUCAUUUUCUAGAAGGAGGAGCAGGAGUUUGAUGAAGAAUAGGAGAAUUUCUGGAUGUUUACAAGAUAUAAAAGUCCAUCCAGUUCGGAAUCUGAAUUCUUCACAUUCAUCAGGUUUAAUGGACAAAUCAGACAGUAUUUAUUCAAACUCAGCAGAAUCUUUCUUGCCUGGAAUUUGCAAGGAAUUGAUUGGUUCAGCAUUAGAUUUCCUUAGUCAAAGUGAUGAUGAGGAAAAGACUAUGGCAGACAGCUUAAUUACCAGUUUUCUUAAAAUUCAUUCUUGUGUGACUGCCAUUUCCAAAGCUUAUGAACAACAAGAUGAAGAAAGUCAAGAUAACUUUUUUUCUGCUGAUCGAGCAAUCCAGUCAUUUUGUAUUCAGAUGACGUCUGCUUUUGAGCAACUUGUUGUUUUAACCAAACAUUGGCUUGAUGAUUUUCCACAGUCUACUUCAAGACCUGAUGAUGAUUUGAAACAGGAAGUUAAAAAAUUGGGAGGGUACUUACAAUUGUUUUUGCAGGGGUGCUGUUCAGAUAUUUCCUCAAUGGUGAAUGAGGUCCAAAAGAAAAUUAUCGAAACCAUGCUACAGGCACUAAAAUAUGUGGGGCAGUUAACAAUUCUUAAAGGAGCCAAAUUGCAUCUUUCAGAAAACAAUAGGGAUGAAGUGGUAAAUCUUCAGGAGGAUUUCAUAAAUGCCAUUUGUGAUGGAGUGAGGUUUGGUAUGAACAUUCUUUUGGAUUCUGGACUAGAAAAAAUGAGGCAGCUUCAGCAUGAACUUGAACUCUUAGGACAAUGCCCACAAAAUAAGGUUAUAGAAAAGAUAAAAACUAAUGCUGUUGCUUUGACCAGAUCCUUUGGAAAUACCAUUGCUGAUUGGAAAAAGAAGGAUUUUACAGUUCAAGUUAAAGAAGAAGAGUCAGUACAUCAAGCUGUGAAGAAGCUAAUUAAUCUUGCCACAGAAUUCCUGAAAUUGAAGCAUUGCUUAGAGCAAAUUAGUCAGAUUGUUAUUUCUGCAUUGAAAGGAUCUUCCAGUGAUGUUAUUCGGCUCAAGAGUUGUGUUGAAAAUGUUUGCAACUUGUCCAGGCUUUUUAUUGAUAACUUCAGUCUCUUUACAACACUUUCUGAUUUAACAAACACCCUUGAUGAUAGAAUAUCUGACGUUGCCUCCAGGGAAUUACAGGCUCUGGCCAAAUCACUCCUCUUGGAUUUUGAAUCUGAAGAAAGACUUGACUUGUUGAAACCCGAGGAAAUAUCUGAACAGAAUGGUAAAGAUGAAGAAAAACGUAAACUAACAGGAACUGAAUCUACUAGAAUUAAAGGUGUACCACAACGUGUCUAUAAACUCCAGACUCUAUCUUCUGCUCUUUACACAGGGGAGCUUUCGCCCAGUAAUAUUCAGUGGGUAUAAACUCAUACGUGUGUAUAGAUUUUGUUGACUACCCAAGAAUGAAAAAGUACUUGAUAAACCACUUUGUUAGUGUAGGAGGAGAUUUUGCAUAGGAAGAGGAAGCUUAGCACCUCACAGAAAUUCAUGAUGUGUCAGCUAACGUUAUGUUGGGCCUGAAGGACACUUUUGCCAUAUGAAAGUAAAGUAUUAUGAAACAUUUAUUUUAAAAGAAAUAAAUGUAUGUGACACCCACAAAGCCACUUGACAAUUUUCCCCCUGAUAAAUCAUCAGGCAUGUCAAAGAUGACCUGUUAAGCAAGCACUUAGUUAAUUGUGAGUUCUUGGAAUAUCGUAAACACAAUCCCCAAAUAUUUAUGACAAAAUGAAAUAAGGAAUCCAAGACCAAAUGCAUGGUCGUGUCUUUAGCCUCUGAUGGAAUUAUAUUGCUUUGAGGUGCUGGGAGUUUGAGGUUUUCCUACUAGCUAUUAGCUGAAAUACCUAGUCACUGGUUCAUUAGCUGUAUUUACUGGUUCCCUAAAGGUGGGAAAUAUGAACAGUUGGUGAAAUGUGUAUGUAUAUCUUUUCAGCUAAGAAGGGUUUGUGAAAACCUGAAAAUAAGAGGAAUAUGCCUUUUAAGGGGGUUGCUAAUGAGAACUUAGCUCUAGUAAUUUAAAUUGCAUUGUAACUAUUCUUCUUAUCAA
Messenger RNA from Trichosurus vulpecula (common brushtail), 5614 nucleotides. RefSeq names its product kinesin family member 14 (gene KIF14). NCBI's taxonomy places the organism in Eukaryota, Metazoa, Chordata, Mammalia, Diprotodontia, Phalangeridae. The record is from RefSeq and is a predicted model, not a curated record. The coding region runs from base 1 to 4935 and encodes 1644 amino acids. Gene Ontology annotation, molecular function: microtubule motor activity; ATP binding; microtubule binding. The transcript has 29 exons. Gene Ontology annotation, biological process: microtubule-based movement.